Molecule: messenger RNA, 1551 nt
Organism: Candidozyma auris
Lineage: Eukaryota; Fungi; Ascomycota; Pichiomycetes; Serinales; Metschnikowiaceae
Product: cytochrome P450
Exons: 1
Coding region: 1-1551 (516 amino acids)
Molecular function (GO): oxidoreductase activity, acting on paired donors, with incorporation or reduction of molecular oxygen, reduced flavin or flavoprotein as one donor, and incorporation of one atom of oxygen; iron ion binding; heme binding
Source: RefSeq, a predicted model, not a curated record
AUGAUGCUUUCAGAAGAUUUUCCGGCUCUUCCGUGGUGGGCAUGGGCUCUCCUCGCUGUUCUUGUCUACACUGUCGGAACAAACACAAGCUAUUAUGUGAGAUCCCGCAGGCUGGGAGCUUCGUCUGCCCCAUUCUUGAAUGAUCACUUCUACGGCUUCUGGUUUACUAAAGAGAUCUUGCGCAGGCGCAAGACCGGUGAAAUGCCCGAGAUGUUCCAGGAAAUGUAUAAAAAGGUGAAGAGAGACAGUCUCCUCUUCAGAACCACAGGCAACUUGAGAUAUUGCACUCGUGAUCCGGAGAAUAUCAAGGCCGUCUUGGGCACGCAGUUCAACGACUUCUCCUUGGGGCUUCGCCACAAACAGUUCAAAGUUGUCCUUGGCGAUGGAAUCUUCACUUUGGAUGGCGCUGGCUGGAAACACUCGAGAGCUAUGCUCAGACCCCAGUUUGCCAGGGAGCAGGUCUCUCACGUCACCAUGUUGGAGCCGCAUGUCCAGCAGGUAAUCAGACGAAUUCGGGCUACUGGCGGUACCAAGUUCGAUAUUCAGCCGCUAUUCUUCAAAUUGACAAUUGACUCGGGAACCGAGUUUUUGUUUGGCGAGUCCUGCUCCUCUCUCCAGGAUGACAUCGUUGACUACUCCCAACUCACCGGCCCCGCAGAGAUGGGUGAGUUCCCAAAAGCAUUCAACUUAUCCCAGCUGUACCUACUCAUGAGAAUGGGGUUCCUGCAGCUUUACUUCCUUCUCAACACCCCCGAGUUCCGCAAGAGCAACAAGAUCGUUCACGGCUUUGCAGACUACUAUGUUAAUAAGGCACUCAAUGCCACUGAUGAAGAAAUUGAGAAGGGCUCUCAAGGAGGCUAUGUCUUUUUGUAUGAGUUGGUGAAGCAGACGAGAAACCCUAAGGUAUUGAGAGACCAGUGCUUGAACAUCCUUGUAGCUGCUAGAGAUACUACCGCAGGUCUUUUGUCGUUUGUAUUCUUUGAGCUUGCAAGAAACCCAGCUAUUUUCAACAAAUUGCGUUCGGAGAUAGUCGACGCUUUUGGUGAAGGGGAAUCGGCCGACCUCAGCAAGAUGACGUUUGAAUCACUUAAGAGGCUCGAGUAUUUGAAGUGGGUGCUCAAUGAGACCUUGAGAUUAUACCCUUCUGUUCCUCAAAACUCGAGGUUGGCGACCAGAGACACAACGCUUCCAAGAGGUGGAGGUCCAGAUGGAAAUGAUCCAGUUUUCAUCCCAAAGGGUGAAGUUGUUGUCUACACGGUGUACUCUAUGCACAGAAACCCGGCAAUCUAUGGCGAAGAUGCUCAUAUCUUCCGUCCUGAAAGAUGGGGAGAGCCAGACCUCAAAAAGGUCGGCUGGGGCUUCCUACCUUUCAAUGGUGGUCCACGUAUCUGUUUGGGGCAGCAGUUUGCCUUGACUGAAGCCUCUUAUGUUACUGUGAGGCUCUUGCAGAACUUCUCGAGGAUUCUGUCGUUUGACGAGCCGGGUGACCCAAAGAAGAAUACACACUUGACGAUGUCACUACUCAAUGGAGCUAAUAUCAGUUUGUCUUGA